Messenger RNA from Perkinsus marinus ATCC 50983, 276 nucleotides. RefSeq lists its product as hypothetical. Lineage: Eukaryota; Perkinsozoa; Perkinsida; Perkinsidae. The record is from RefSeq and is a predicted model, not a curated record. The annotation marks the transcript as partial. The transcript has a single exon.
GUUCAAUCUUAGAGAGGUUUGAGGCUUACUGUGACAAGUUCGAUGCUCUGACAGACUUGCUUAACGACGGCGAGAUAGUAACUGGUUACUUCAUUCACGGAUUGGAUCCGCGGAUAAGAGGUCGUAUCGAGAAGGAUUACGAUGCUGAAGAGAUCGAAUCAUGGUCAAUCAAGCAGCUCAAGCGUCGAGCUAGGUGGAUAUGUAGGCAUUUAUAUAAGAAGGAUCAAGCUCGCUCUAAUGCUGACCCUAAUUUGGUUGUAGCGGCUGCCACCAUGA